Molecule: messenger RNA, 3801 nt
Organism: Mycosarcoma maydis (corn smut)
Lineage: Eukaryota; Fungi; Basidiomycota; Ustilaginomycetes; Ustilaginales
Exons: 1
Coding region: 1-3801 (1266 amino acids)
Biological process (GO): protein export from nucleus
Cellular component (GO): cytoplasm; nuclear pore
Molecular function (GO): nuclear export signal receptor activity
Source: RefSeq, a predicted model, not a curated record
AUGUCGCUCGUUGCUCCCAACCCGCACUUGCAAGAGGCGCUUGCUUCGAUCAGUCAAGCUUCCGCCGAAUUCACCAAUCCUGAUGCGCAAAUCAGAGCCAAAGGCGAGGCAACCUUUCUUGCACUUCGACGUUCCGAGGGAGCUCUCGACUACGCCAGCUAUGCUCUGGAACAUUCCCACGAUCCACUCGUUCUCUUUCAAUCGUUAAAUGCUGUGCUCUAUGUGCUGCCCUCGUUGGCAAUUCAGCAGCCAAGCCAAGGCAUUGCAUCACUCUCGUCGCUGCGGGAUUUCCUCCUGCACUUUUGCGUCUCCCGCAGCCAUCAUUCGUCUGGAUCUUCCGAAGCAGCUGCUUCAUGGCCUCAAUAUCUCCGCUCUCGUGCCUAUCAGACUGCCAUCGCCGUCGAAAAGCGUCUCCUUGGUCUCGAGCUGUCUCAGCAUGCGGGUCAGCUGUUAGGCACCAAUUCAGCUCUCGAUGCAGUCGUCGAGUCCCAUGUCAGUCUUCUCAACACACAGCUCGCGAGUCUCUUGUCACUUCCGUCUCCAUGGCCGACCGACCCUACCCAGUCGGCUGCUGCGCUAGCACGAAUCGUGGCCGGCCUGGGUCUCGUCCGUGCUGUCGUCGACGAAUUCAUCCUCACCAGCGCCAACGACGUCUUUGACACCUCCUCCUCCUCCUCCUCCUCGGAUCGAAAUCGAGCACAACCUGCUCAAUCCACAGUGAAACAUGCCGUUCCUGGCUCCGCAGUUGGCCUCAAUUUGCUCCAACAUCGUCAGUGCAAGUCUCUUAUCCAAAAUCAUGUUCUUGCAGGUCUGAUGACUGCUGUCUUUCAACUUCUGUACAACACCAUCUCGGAAGAGGCAGGCGCUCCUGGUAGCGCCGUUCUGUGGCGUCAGACCCUCUUCUUCCAGUCUGCGUCAGCCACCGAAAAGCUACUCGGCUGGACUUUUACCCGCUUCGACCCAUUCACCUCGAGCGCUUGGCAGCAGCAGUCACGCUCACAACACGAGGACUCAGUGCUGGCCACUGGCGUGGACGAAGAUGACGAGCCAAACGCUUCGUCUGCAUCCACCCAAGGCAAGAGCUUCCUCCGGCCACAGCAUGUGCCUGACACCUUUAUUCCUGUGUUGCUGUCAGACGACGUGGUAUCGCUCCUCAGCUCAGCGUAUCGUUUCGGUCUUCGACUUCAAGCAUCAAGCGCGGCCAGUCGAGACAUUUCUUUCGCCGUGCAUCGUCUUCGACAAUGCAUCUUGUCUUCGUGCAGCUUUACACCACAAUCCCACAAGCCCCAGCACGUUCCUGUCCUAAUUUCACGCAGCAAACACCUCUGCGUCACGCUGCAGUCCCUGGUGGACGAGGCUUGCAGUUUUCCCUUCCAACUUCUCUCUGCUCAGGGCAACUCGAUGCUUUUCUUGGCGCAGGCCUUCCAGAUCAUCGUUUCUGUCGUACCGCUACAAAUCCUAGCAGCGUCAUUGCAAUCGGGCGAUGACGGCGUUCAGAAUUGUUUCGCCUUCACCUCGUCACUGUCUUCGCUUGGCAAUGUCAUCUUUGGUCUUGCCUUUCACCGACCCAAGGAUACCGACGAAGAAGACGAUCUCGCCGUCCUCGUCGAAGACGCUAUUAACGUUCUUCUGGCUUGCUGGCAAGCUCUCACCUCGUCGCUGCGACAGCAUGAUGCGGCUCACGCUCCAAACACCCACGUUCAAGUAUUUGCCCAGGCCGUGCACGGCAGCAUUCGCGACCAGGUCUUUGUUCCGUACGUCAACGGUCGUCUCGAGGCAGCUUUGUUCGUUGGUGGAGAAGACGACGUAUCCGAAGUACAAGAAGGUACCACCAAGGACCGAGAUGUCUACUCGGAUCAACUCAUCACCAUCGCCAACCUUGCACGAACCUCGGCAGCCGAAAAUCUGCGCGCUCUACAGCAGCUUGCCCAGCCUCUGUGCGAUAAGUUGAUUUCCAAAUCGCAGCGCCAGGCCAAUUUCUCUGAAUUCGAGAUGGAUCAGGCCUGGGAACAGAUCCACUGGCUCCUCCUAAUUGCAGGACACGUCCUUGCCGAUGAUGCACGGGGCGAAACGCCUGAGGUGCCCAGCGAGAUCGCGACCAGCGCAGAACCGGAGGAUCCCGCGGUUGCGCUCAUCAUGCAGCUCGGAAUGCAGCUUUUUCAGCAUCUCUCCGCCUUCGGACCUGCAUCUGCGGAAGCCACGAGUCCACAAGUGACGGAAACGCUAUUGUGGUUCACGGGCCGAUGGACAUCAUCCUACCUACUGAUCGAUGAACGAUCAGGCUUUGCCACUAACACUGCGAUUCAGCGCGCUUUUGGCGAUCAAGCUGGUCGACAGGUGCUCACGUUUUUGCUACAGCGACUCUGCGAAAAUCUUGAGCUCUGGAUGUCGGAUUCUGAUGUGCUGCUACAGCUUGCUCAGGUUCUUUCAACAUUCACCCGAUCAAGUGGCAUCAUGAUCUGCCUCCUUGAGCUUCCCGAGAUGGAGCAGCUCGUGUCUGGAAUUGUUUCUGGACUCGAUCAUCUCCCUGCCAACACGCACGGUGCACUCAUCGCUUCCGUUGUCAGCUGCAUCUACUCUGGCGCCACGCAUACCGACGCACCCACGGAGCGAUCCGCCGAAUUUUACUUUAAACAGAUCACCGCCUCGAUCGAGUCUCGCUUCGGCGCUCUCCUUUCGCGAGUGGACUUUGCUUCCAUCUCUCAGCGGUCCGACGUGAUCUCAGCUGUUCAGACGUCACUCGACAUGCUUGAAGGUCUGGCGUCUUCGAUGCAGCCAAACUCGGCAGAGAUUGUCUACGGUUUCAUCUCAAAGUUUUUCGGCGCAUUUUCGCAGCUCUGUCGAGUGUAUGACACGCGACCUGAGAUUGCCGUCUCGAUUUUACGACUGUUGCAUACGCUCAGCGUGUCGCUCGAGCUCGAUUUCGGCGCUGAGCCGUACAUCGUCAUGGGUAUCAAUCAAGCUACAUGGGAGCUGUUGCAGGUCUUCGAGGGCAAGAAUGGUGGAGGCAAGAAAAAGACGCACCUGCUUCUUGCCUCAGAAACCGGCUCACCUCUAGAUGACGAUGUGCCGUACGAAGGCCUGUGUCUAAUGACUGAGCUUCUAGCGGAGCUGUCAGGCUCUGCUCGUGCUGGCGUCGAUGACGGAGGCUCUAACCAGUCGAUGGAACUUCAACCGUUCAAGACGAGCGACGUCUGUCUGAUUGGGUUUGAACACGUUCUUGAACUGUUGCAAACACCGGAGCCGCUCAGCAUACCCCGACUUCGACAAGGCUUCGGCAAGCUUACCUCGGCUAUCUUUGGCCUAUUUUCAAGUCGUCUGAUUCUGCUCGCCUCGAACGCAGGCUCGACCAACUCGUUACUUUCAAAAGCAGUCGAGGCACUCUCGCUUUGCAUCAAGCUAGACGAAAAUGAAAGUGCUCAGCUGGGACUCGAAAGCAUGGUGGCGUUUUGCGAAAACGUUCGGGUUCAGUUCAGUCAACUGACGCCCCAACUUGUUGGAGCUUUGCACAGCAGUCUUGGAUCGGUUUUGCGGUUGUUGUUGGCCGAGCCUCUGGAUUCGACGUUGUUCUGGACGUCGUUGUUUGCAUUAUUGUCGUUGAUCAAAGUGUGCAAGUCGACAGAUCUGGCUGGUGCAGUGGGUAAAGCUUCGGCGGGGGUCGAGAGUCAAGCUGCUUUCGAGGGCGCAGCUAGAGAGCUGAUUGAAUCGGCGCUUGGGCCAUUGGGUCACGAUGACGCCGAAUGGAUCCAUGAAACGAAGCACAAACUUGCGCGAUGGCGAGGCCAGAUUCGCAUUCGCUGA